Messenger RNA from Paramecium sonneborni, 8964 nucleotides. Lineage: Eukaryota; Ciliophora; Oligohymenophorea; Peniculida; Parameciidae. The record is from the annotation of a GenBank genome assembly.
AUGAAAAUUUUAGAAUAUAUUUGGCUAUUGUUCAUUCUUUUAUUUUGUCAAUUUUCCUUGUCAGCAUAAAAAAUUGGAUAAACUUUAUAAUUAUUAGAUGAUAUUGAUCCUUAUUAAAAUUUAAAAAUUUAAGUUGAAAAUAAGAGAACUGGUUUUGGGUUUUGGUUUAAAUAUAUUGCUAUGAAAAAACUAUUAUCAAGUAAUAUAAUAAAUUAAGGUUAUGAUUAAAAUGUUUAAGUAAAGGGAUAUUUAAUUUUUAUAUCUUAAGGGGAAGAAAUUGAAAUUGUGUUAUAUUUGAUUAAGGAUUACAGUAAUAAUUUGAUCAAUUUAAAAUUCAUGAUUAAUUCAAGUCAUGAAUAAAUAUUUAACUAUUAGUUUUAUGAAUUCGAAGGGAUUUGGAUCUUUACGGCUGUAGCAUUAGAUCCAUUAGAUAAUAAAGUAGAAAUUUAUUUGUUCAAUGAAUAAUCAGUAAAUAAUUUUAUUUAUAAUGAAUACUAAAUAAAUUUCUAAAUCCCUAAAGUAAUUGAUAAUUAUUUAGGUGUUUAUGGAAAAGUAAUAAGUUUUAUAUAUUAUAGAUUUAAAAUUUUAAUUUGUUAGCAUUUACAGCUAAAUUUUCAGAAUUUUUAGUGAUUUAAGUGUUUGAGAAGAUUGGAUAUAAUUAUGAAUAGUUUUAUUCAAAGAUAAUUUAAAGCUAUAUAUUUGAAAGAUUAGAACCUUAAGAAUAAAGAAUAUAAUUAGUAGAUGAUCAAUAUUUUGAUGGAGAGUAAAAUUUGAAGAGAACGAUAUUUAUAGAAGGUUCAUCAUUUUUAAUUUAAGGUUGGGUAAAAUUAAAUGAAUAAGUGCAAGAUUAUGGAUUUUUGCUAUUAAAUUUAAAAUUUACUGAAUAGGAUCUCAUAUAGACAUUUCCAGGAGAUUAGAUAUUAACACUUUAAUAUUAAUUAACUCCCAAAGAUCCAUUAAAUUGUUAAUUUGCUAUAACUUAAUAAUUUAACUAGAACCCUAAUGUAUAUGAACCGUAUGUAUAUUCUGGAUAAGAGGUUGGUUUAUAUUAUGGCCUCCCAUUUAUUUAUAAACAAUUUAUAUCUUGGCAUUAUAUAUAAUACUAAUCAGGAAAUAAAAAUAUUCCAUCGUCACUUUAUAUAUACUUUUCAUACAAUGAAAUGACUAUUGGAGCAAAUUUUUACGUAGGUUUUUAACCUUAUCAAUUUUCUAAUGUUAACGCUAGUAUUGAAAUUGGAGGAAGUACUUUUGCUAAAUCUUUUUUAAAUGGUUGGAUAUCAAAACUUGAAUUUAUAUAUAAUAAUAAAGACAAUAAAUUAUUUGGAUUAAGUAUUAUUAUAGAGUAUUAAUUAGAUUGUUAUCCUGUUUGUAAUAAUUGUUUCGGUCCUUAUGAUAACUAAUGUUUGAGUUGCGAUCCAAUAUACAAUAGAUUUUAUUUGGCUUUAAAAAAUGUGUGUGUGUGUUAAAUUGGAUAUUUAGAGUCUUCUGAUGGAUUAAGUUGUGUCUUAUUUGAAGAUAAUUAUGGAACAUCUGUAAUUGUUAGAUAAAAGUUUGAUGAAAAUGAUGACAUAAAUUGUUAUUUAGGAUAUUUUUAAUUUAUGAAUUCAUGCUAUCAAUGGUAUAUAUAUUUAUAUAUAUGAAUUAAUAGUCCAAUUGGAACUGAAAUGCUUAAUUGUUAAGAUUGUAUAAAUAAUUAAAAAGAAUGGUAUAAAAAUCCAAUCUGUAGUUGGGAUUUUUAGUAGAGUUUGUUUUCUUUUAGAUAUACUAAAAGAUAGGAAGAGUUUUAGGAUUUAUAUUUAAUUAACCAACCAUUCUCAAUAUAAUUAUGUGUUGGAUGUGCUUAAUUUUGUUCUUAUCAAGAUUCUGAAUGCUAUAGCCUAAGUGGAAUAUAUCAUUUGGGAUAAAAAGUCUAUGUUAAAUGCAAAUAAAAUUUUUAAUUUAGGGAUGGAUAUUGUAAAUUAAAGGCCCCAUUUUGUUUAAUUCAAAAUGGAUGGGGAAUUUGUUUAAAAUGUGAAAUUGGUUACUAUUAAACAAAAAAUUAAUUAAAUUGCAUUUAAUGUCCAAAAGAUUGUCUUGAAUGUCAUUAUGAUGAAAUAAAAGAUAAUGUAGAAUGUGAUAGAUGUUUGGGUUAAUAUUUUACUAUAUAUUUGGGAGUUUGUACAAGAUGUGGUUUAAAUUGUAAGAUUUGCCAGCCUGAUUUCAACUUUUAAAAAUAAGAGCCUUUUUUAAGAUGUUUAGAAUGUAUUGAUGUAAAAUAAUAUUAUAUAUUGUUUAAUGCUAUUGAUUGUUUAAAGAAUACAAUGUUUGCUUGUUAAUAUGCCUUUUAGUAUUUAAAUUAUGAUCAUUCAAUUACUACUUUAGAUAUAUUUUUUGAACCUAGAGAUUAUGAUGAGAAUGUUAGGACUGGAUGUGCUAGAUGUUUUGAUGAUGUUUUUACUUUCUCUUUUGUUAGUUAACAAUGCGAAUUUACUUAAAAUUAAAAUGUAAUGUGUAAAUCAUCAGUUUUUGAUUAAUAUGGCAAUUAUAUUUGUCUUAUUUUUUACAAUCAAUAGUAUCCAUCAUAAACAAUUUAUUAAUAAUUUUAUUAUUGUCCUUUAAUAGAUUAAUGUUCGGAUUGUCUGAAAGUUACUGAAAAUAAUUAGAUAUGUUUAAUGUGUAAUAUUGGAUAUUAUUCAUCAUAUACAGGAGUUUGUAUCAAAUGUCCUCCUGAACUUAAUUGUUUAAUGUGCGAAUAGAAUCUAAAACUGUUUAAUAAUAAUUAUAGAAAUCAAAUAAGAGCAUUUUAUAAAUAUUUUGUUGAAGGCUUUAAAUCAAAUCAUUUCUAUAACGAUUAUAAUUAAAUUUUUGUAUAAGAAUAAUACACUGUUAAAUGUACUAACUGUUUAGAAAGCCUUGAAUUAUACAAUGGAAAAUGUAUCAAACGUUGUCCUAUAGAUUGUGAAUCAUGUAUCAAAAUUAAUGAUGAAAAUGUAUGUCAAUCUUGCCCUUAUACUUAUUUAGGUAAAAGUCUUACAGUAUUUCAUAAUAAAUGUUUAGAAUGUCCCACAUAUUGUUCUAUUUGUAUCAAAAGAUCUUAAGCAUCUAUUUUGAAUAUAAAUCCUUAUUAUUAAAGUACUACAAAUAUAUAUGAAAAUAUUUGUAUCAAAGGAUUCUCAACAUCAUAUUAUUAUGAUCAAGAUCUUUCAAUUUAUUAAGAUUGCUAAUAUCAACCUGACCAAUCCAGAUGUUUUAGAUCAAUUACAAUUAAUGUUUAAAUUUACUGUUAAGAUGGUUUCCAAACAGAUAAAAAUUAAAUAAACAUUCAAGAUUUAUUUUCUUCAAAUACUUAAAUAAAUCAUCUCUUAUAUUUCGAAAAUCAAAACAUUUACUCAUAUGCUAAUAAAAACACUGUUAAAGAAGUUAUCUAUGAUUUUGAAAUUGUUGAUGGUCUUGAAAAUUCUUGUAUUUUACCUUAAACAGGGUACUUUUAAUAAAGUAUGAGUAAAUAUGUAUUUUCAGCUAUGUAAUUUGUUUAUAUUUAUUAUCUAUAGAUUAAUUAAACUGAAUAUGUAUUCUAAAUAAUAAAUAGAGAUUUCAGUAUUAGAAAAUUACAAACUAGAAGGUUUUACAGAUAUUAUGAUCUCUAAUAUUACUUUUAUCUAAUCUUCUACUAUAAAGGCAACCAUUAUUAUUGAUUCACUAUUUAAAUUAAGAACAAUCUUUUAAAAUGUCAAAUUUGGAUCACUUAAAAAAUAAUAAGACUUUCUUAUUUUGGCUAAAAGUUAAAUAUUUAUAUAAUUUAAAGAUACUUAAUUUAUAAAUAUACUUUAAUCUAAUAUUAACUCUUAAUUUAUUUAAAUCAAAAUUAUUAAUUCUCUAUCCUAAUUCUUUAUCACUAAUGUUCAUUUUAUAAAUUGCAAUUUCAUGCAUACUAUCUUAUUUAACAUUAUUAAUGAAAACUCAAUCAGAAUUUAAAUCUAAAAUCUAAAAAUUACAAACAUGGUUCUCAAAAAUUCUACACAUAUGUAAUUGUCUAAUAGUAAUACUGAUAACUAAAUAAUAAUACAAAAUCUGAAUUUGUAGAUGUUUCUUUUUGAUUCAUCUUCAUUCUUCAAUUUAACUUAUUUCUCUCUAACUAAAGUAACUUAAAUACUUUUUUAAGAUUCAAUUCUAAGUAAUACCAUUUUUUUCACUUUAAAUAAUUUUGUUGAAUUAGAAGAUAUUACUUUGUCUUAAAUAAAUCUAUUAUAAUCAAGCACAUUAUUUAUAAGUCGCUCAUAAUCUAAUUAAAAUCCAUAAUUCAUUUUGAAGAGAAUAUUAUUUGAUUUCAUAAAAUAUGAAUCGUAAAAUCCUUUUAUAUUUAUAUAUCAAGAAGAUAAUAAAUUUAUGCAACUGUAACUUAUUGACAUUUAAGUAUAAAAUGCUGAACUGACAUAAUUAGAACUAUUUAAUAAUAUCGAUGUCUCCAAAAAUAAAAUAGUAUUAUCAGGUGAUUAUAUUAUAAUUCAAAACUUAAUAGUUUUAAGAGAAGAAGAUUUACCAGAAAUAACAAUAAUUAAUUCAAACAUAGUAAAUAUUGAUAAUUUAGUGAUAAUAUCAAAAGAAAGAGAGUAGUUUUUGAGUUUUGUUUGUUUAAAUAAUAAAAAAUUUCAACAGGAAUAUUCUCUUAUCACUUUCUUUCAAGUGAUUAAUAUUAAUAUCCAAAACUCUGUUUUUUCCAAUUUGACUCUAUACAACCAAGGUAUUUUGCAGAUUUUAUAUGAUUAAAAGAUGAGUUUGAUCUCAGAGAUUUAGUAUAAAACCGUAAUAUUAAAUUAAAUUAAAUUCGAAAGAAACUUAAUCCUCAAGAAUUUAAAUUAAGAACCACUUGGAUUCAUUAGUAUAAUUGAUUAAAAUUAGAUUUCAAUCCAAUUUACUGAUCUAUUAUUCCAAGCUAAUUUAUUAAACGAAUUUUUGGAAGAAUCUCAUACCAUAUCAUCUUUACUUAUUGUUGUAAUAGCUCCAAGAGGAAUUUUCUCAUUAAAAAAUUCAAAACUAGACUAUAAUAUUAUUUUGAAUUCUACAUUCUCAUUGCUCUAUAUAAAUACAAAGUAUUUAAAUAUUUCUCAAUCGCGUUUUAAUAAUAAUAAUGUAAUAAAUUACACAACACUCUAUUAUUUUGUAAAAGAUUUAACUUAUUCUAUCACAUCAAUUUACUCCCAAACUGGAAAUGGAUAUUUAAAAACUUCAAAUUUAUUAAUAAAUGAAGUUCAAUUCAACACUUCAUAAGGAUUUUAUGGAGGGGGGCUGUAGAUAAGUAGUUAAAAUAUUUCUACAAUAUUAAUAACAAAUUGUUAAUUUAAUAAUUUAUCUAAUUUAGUUGGAAACUCUUUAUCAUAUGGAGCUGCUUUAUAUUUGGAGAUAUAAUCGUAAGAAUUAUCUUUAAAAUUUAGAAAUAUUACUGUUAUCUAAGUUUUUACUGAAAAUUUAGGAGGAUUUCUUUUUAUUAAAUCAUCAAUAUAUUAAAAAAUUUAGAUAGAUUUUUAAAAUUCCAUUUUUAAAGAUAAUUUUGCAAACUCAGGAUCAAUUUUAUACUUUGAUAAUUCUAUAAAUUCGAAUUAAUACUUUUGUAAAUUAAGUCUAACAGAAAUAAUAGUAGAAUAAUCAAAAUAUGAUAAUUACUUUAAAACCUUAAGAUUUGAAAGUUAGGAUUAAUUUAAUAAUAUUUUUCUUAAGUAGAGAGAGUUAAUUAAUAUUAAAAUGUGUUCAAUUGAAUUAAACAAUUCUUUUUUUUUAAAUUUAGCAUAAGAAGGCAUAGUAACAGUAGAAUAAUCUUUUGAAACCAUCUUAGCAAAUCUAUAAGUUGAUAAUGCUAAAAUUACCAAUCAAUAUCUCUUUAAUAUUUUAAGCUAUAAUGAUAUUAUGUUAAAUAACAUUUAGAUCAUGAAUACAUAAAACUUAUUAAAUUAUAAAAGUAUGAAAAGAAUAUGUAAAUUUGAUUCAUUUGGUUAAGUUGAUUGUUUUUCAUUAUAGAAUCAAACAUAAAAUUCACAUCAAUAAAUUUGCAUUUAAACUGAAUUAAACUUUUUAAUAGAAUCAUCUAAAUCAACUUUAAUCUAUAUUCUAUAGUAAGCUGCUAUGAAAACAAUUUUUAUGAGAAAUAUCAAAUUAUUGAAAAAUUAAGUUAAUUAAUUAAUUAAUAUCUAAGGUUUAGUGAAAUAGAGAGAAUCAGCCUAAAUUAUUGUUCAAGCUCUUUUCAGUAAUAAAAAUUAAUGUUUAGAUUCUUGUAUUACUAUAUAACCAAUAACAAAGCAGUAAAUAGAGAUAUUAACAUCAAAAAGUAUCUCUAUAUAAAACUAUUAUUGUUUGGAGAAUAAUGCUCAAUAUGGAGGAUGCUUGUAGAUUUUCUAAUUUUCGGUGGGUAUAUUAGAUUCUUUCUUUUUAAAUAACACAGCAGUUAAAUAAGGAGGAGCUAUUUUUUAUGAAGGAAACAGUUUAAUCCUUUAAAAUUCUUAAAUUUCUUAUAAUCAAGCAAAUUAAGGAGGAGGUAUUUUUACAAAUAUCUAAUUACCAAUAAGUAUAGAAUAAAAGGCAUUUAAAGCUAAUAAUGCAAUCUAUUUUGGGAACGACUUUGUAGAGAUUCCAUCAAAAUUAGCUUUAAUUGUUGAUAAUUUUAAGAAUAUCUUAUUUCCCUAAGAAUUUUAUAUUAAUGAAUCGAUUCAUUUAGAUCAAAUAGAGAUUAGCAAUUAUACUAUGUUUGAUAAAAGUAUUACAAACUAUAUAUACUUUCCAACAGGAUAAUAAAUUGGUUAAUAUCAGUUUUUUGAUUAAAAGUAAAAUAAAUUUAUAAAUUCAAAUUUAACUUUAAGAGUUAUUGCUUUGAAUAGAUAAAAUGAUAUAAUGAGAAAUCUAAAUAAUUCAUCGUGUACAAUGUUUAGUGAUAAUUAAUAAAUUUUAAUUAAAACUAAGUUCAAUGAAUCAUCAUAAGAUUUUUAUUUUGAUGAUUAAAUUAUAAAAUUCGAUCCUUACAAUGAUUAAUAUUUAGAAUUAAAAGUUAGAUGUGAUUGUGUUAAAGUUUUAAAUUCCACAAAAUCUAAUGAGAAUAACUAUUAACUUUAAUUUAAAAUAAAGACUUUUCCAUGUAAAAUUGGAGAAAUUUUUGAAAAUGAUUAAUGUAGAGUUUGUGAUUACAGUUAAGAUUUAUAUUCUGUAACAAUCAAAUCUACAAAAUGUUCAAAAAGAAAUGAAUUAACUACAUCUUAAGUGACUUCUGGAUAGUUAAGACUUAGAUAAGGUUUUUGGAGAUUUCAUUAAAAUUCUGAUGAUAUUUUAUAAUGUGCAUAUUCUCAGACAAAAUGUAAAGGAGGUUGGGAAACAGGUGAUGAUAGUUGUGAAGGAGGAUAUGUAGGAGCUUUAUGUGAAUAAUGUGAUAUUUAUGGUACCAGAGGAUCAGAAAAAUUUUAAAAUCUAUUUAAAUAUUCUUGUCAAUAAUGUUCAAGUUAAAGUUAUACUAUCUUCUAUUACAUAAUCUUAAAUAUAUGGUAAUAAUCAUUAUUAUUUAAUAUAGGAAUAUCUUGGCAAUAGGAAUAACUGCCUUUAUUAUUAAAAAUGACUUUAAUAAAUUAUUUAGAGUUUUUUGGUUUUCAACAAUUAGUUGUAACAAAAUAUUUCUCCAUUAUUUUUAAAUUAUAUUCUAUUUAACUAUGUUGUAAUUAAAUAUUCCAAUAUAAUUAUCUUCUAUAAUCAACUUUUUAGGAAAUCCUACUGAGUCAAUUUCAUUUUUAUUAGACUGUGUUUGGUCUAAUUAUGAGACUGCGUUUAAUAUCAUAUACAUUAGAGCAAUUAUUUAAUUAUUUUCACCUAUCCUUUAUUUGAUAAUAAUUAGUGUUUUCAUUUUAUUGAUCUUAAGAAUAGAGAGUGAAACUCGCUAACACUUAUUUUAUAAUUCAUUGCAGUAUUGCAAACUUUAUUAUUCACCUAGCAUAUUUUCAUGUUUGAUAUCUUUAAUAUCAUACAGGGAAAUAGCAGGAUAAAAAUGGAUUCUUGCUGAUGUUACAUAUUUAUUUGAUACAAAAGAACAUACACAAUGGAUUUUACAAUUUAUCAUUCCAAUAUUUACAUUAUUUUUACUUCUUUUAGUAGUAGAUUUUGUGGCAAUAUUUAAAAGAAAGCAUUAGUUAACAUUAUUAAAAACUAAAAUGAUGUUUGGUUACUUAUAUUUAAAUUAUAAAAGUAGAUUUUAUUUUUGGGAGUAUUGCAAAUUAAUUUAAAAAUUCUUAUUAGUUAUUGUGUUUUUAUAGUUUCAGGAUUAAAUUGUUUGGAAAGCUACUUUUGUAGUAUUAAUUAUAUUAGUUUAUUAAUAAUUAGUAUUAAUACUUCAACCAUAUAAAGCAUCUUUAUUUAAUAAUUUAGAAAGUUUGAUGUAAGUAAUAUGCCUUGAAACAAUCAUUUUUAGUAUUUUAAUCGUAUAGAGUGAGUAAUACAAUUUAAAAUUUAUUGAAAUCUGUAGUUAUAUUUUAUUAACUAUAAUAAAUGCUUACUUUUUGUUGAAAUUGUUAAAAAUAGUUUUGAAGUUAAAUUCAUUUUAGGUGUAAAAAUUAUUAGAUAAGUUAAGUUCAAAGAUGACAUAGUUAUGUCCUUAAAUAAAAUAAUAUAAAUUUUGUUAAGGUUUGAUUUAUAAAAGAUUAAAGAGGAGUAAUUUAAUAAGAAAUCAGUUUUAGAAUUUAGUAAGAUAGAUAAUUUUAAUGGGAAAAAAUAGGUUCCAUUCACCAAAGAAAUAGAAUAAAGGCAGAAUAUCUAUUCGAUAUUUCUAAUAAGACUUUGAUACUUUGUAAUAGUUGACGAUAACAAAUACAAAUUUACCUUAAAUGUGUGAUAAUUAAAGAAUGCUAAAGACAAAUACUGAAUUUAAUUAGGAUGAUGAUGGAUUAGAGUAAUUAAGAAUAAUAAUAUAAUUUUAGUACUUAAAUAGGGAACAAGAAUGUUUAGCCAAAGUUUUAAAUAUGA